AUGCAUACAAAACCACCACUAAAGGUUCUCCACAGUUCGUGUAGGCCCUCGCCUGCGUCUGCGCCGUCGGGGAAUCCACCCGAAUCAACACGGCAAAUCACAGUCAAAGCGUCGGUCGGUCCUAGAAAGCAACCCGUGAGCGCGACGAAACCUCGGUCCACGAAGAGGAAUUGUAACGUACCCUGUAACGGCCCUGCCAGCUCUCGUCGCUCAUACAACUCUCCCCGUUCUCCAAGUUCGCCAUACCCUCCCACUCACUAACCCAUCGAUCCAUACCACAUUCAUUGAGCUUCUCUUCCCACUCCUCACUAUAAUCGACCCCGUCGAAGGAGCGAAUAAGUUUAUUCUUCAGUCCUCCCCUAUCGUCAUCCACUUUCCUCUGAUACCACCAUUGACCCGAGCAUCCUGCCGAACUCCCAAUGACGGACGUCUUCUUCCAUAGAGCCUUCACCAU
This is a messenger RNA of Periconia digitata, 454 nucleotides long. The record is from the annotation of a GenBank genome assembly. Lineage: Eukaryota; Fungi; Ascomycota; Dothideomycetes; Pleosporales; Periconiaceae.